Molecule: messenger RNA, 4962 nt
Organism: Coregonus clupeaformis (lake whitefish)
Lineage: Eukaryota; Metazoa; Chordata; Actinopteri; Salmoniformes; Salmonidae
Product: calcium/calmodulin-dependent protein kinase type II subunit gamma
Exons: 23
Coding region: 145-1905 (586 amino acids)
Biological process (GO): protein phosphorylation
Cellular component (GO): neuron projection; cytoplasm
Molecular function (GO): calmodulin binding; calcium/calmodulin-dependent protein kinase activity; ATP binding
Source: RefSeq, a predicted model, not a curated record
CCAGGGCUACAACCACUCUCCUACUAUUUCUCCCCUCCCUCUUUGUCGCUCCAGUAUCUCCCUUCCCUUUGAGUUUAUGAGAUCUCCUCCGUAAACCUGAGCGAGGCAGUCACCGAAAAGAGAGGCGAUACCCUACUGCACAACAUGGCUGCAAUUGUAACCUCUACCAGAUUUACAGACGAAUAUCAGCUGUACGAAGAGCUCGGAAAAGGUGCCUUCUCCGUUGUCCGGCGAUGCAUUAAAAAGUCCAAUGGCCAGGAAUUUGCUGCUAAAAUUAUCAACACAAAAAAACUAUCAGCAAGAGAUCAUCAAAAACUGGAACGAGAGGCCCGCAUCUGUCGCCUGCUUAAACACCCCAACAUAGUACGACUACACGAAAGUAUCUCAGAGGAAGGCUUCCAUUACCUCGUCUUUGACCUUGUCACCGGUGGAGAGCUGUUUGAAGACAUUGUUGCCAGAGAGUAUUACAGUGAGGCUGAUGCCAGCCAGUGCAUCAAUCAGAUCCUGGAGAGUGUCCACCACAUGCACCAGCAUGACAUUGUGCACAGAGACCUCAAGCCAGAGAACCUGCUCCUGGCCAGUAAGCUGAAGGGAGCUGCGGUGAAGUUGGCUGACUUCGGGCUGGCCAUCGAGGUGCAGGGAGACGAGCAGGCAUGGUUCGGUUUUGCAGGCACUCCGGGCUACCUCUCUCCAGAGGUCUUGAGGAAGGACCCCUACGGCAAGCCAGUGGAUAUCUGGGCCUGUGGUGUGGUCCUGUACAUUCUCUUGGUGGGCUACCCUCCCUUCUGGGAUGAGGACCAGCACAAGCUCUAUCAACAGAUCAAGGCUGGGGCCUACGAUUUCCCCUCCCCAGAGUGGGACACAGUGACCCCCGAAGCCAAGAACCUGAUCAACCAGAUGCUGACUAUCAAUCCUGCCAAGAGGAUCACUGCUGACCAGGCUCUCAAGCACCCAUGGGUCUGCCAACGCUCCACUGUGGCGUCCAUGAUGCAUCGUCAAGAGACUGUAGAGUGCCUGCGCAAGUUCAAUGCCAGGAGAAAACUCAAGGGAGCCAUCCUUACCACCAUGCUGGUGACCAGAAACUUCUCAGUGGGCCGACAGCACACCAGCCCUGCGGCCACCACCAGCACGGCUGCUCUGGCUUCAGAAGCAUGCAAAAGUUUACUAAACAAAAAAUCGGAUGGUGGAGUGAAGAAAAGGAAGUCCAGCUCCAGUGUUUGUUUAAUGCCGCAGACAAACAACAAUAAAAACAGUGUAGUGAGCAGUACCAGCAGCACAUCAUCUUCAGCACCAAUGGAACCACAGACCACUGUCGUGCACAACCCAGCUGACGGCACCAAGGGCUCCACAGAGAGCUGUAACACCACAGAAGAGGAGGAUAUGAAAAGUAGAAAAGUGUCUGCGUGCGGGUCUAGCGCGGACAGCGCAAUGGUCAGCCAGUGCAGUGCCAGUGAGGAACAGACCCAGCCCCAGCCCCAGCCCCCUCACUGCCCACCCGCCUCUCGCAAACAAGAGAUCAUCAAGAUUACUGAGCAGCUGAUUGAGGCCAUCAACAACGGAGACUUUGAGGCUUACACGAGAAUCUGUGACCCAGGGCUAACCUCGUUUGAACCCGAGGCUUUGGGAAACCUGGUGGAGGGCAUGGACUUCCACAAAUUCUACUUUGAGAACUUGUUGAGUAAGAACAGUAAGCCGGUCCACACCACCAUCCUUAAUCCCCAUGUGCACCUGAUCGGGGAAGACGCGGCUUGCAUCGCCUACAUCCGCCUGACGCAGUACAUCGACAGCCAGGGACGCCCGCGUUCCUGCCAGUCAGAGGAGACCCGCGUGUGGCACCGCCGCGACGCCAAGUGGCUCAACGUGCAUUUUCACUGUUCAGGAGCGCCUGCCGCACCUCUCCAGUGAACCUUUACCAGACACAGCUUUGCCUGAAUUCUGAAGCCGAUUGGAACAUUUCUUCUCAGCGGUUGGAUUGGCGCCAGGAGCCCGGCCAGAAGAGAAAGCUUGAAGUUUACAAUCCAAGGGGAAAAAAGAAAACAAAAUAAAAUAUUUAAAAGCCGACCGACCGACAACACCACCAUAACCAAUCCAGUCCAACCCUAGCUAGAUGUUGGGGGCCGGCUGGGGCCGAGGCCCUCCCCUCCGGACGGUGCAUGCUUCUGACGCCCAAAGAGCUGUCUUGUCCUUUUUCCAUGGAUCCAUAUUUUUUGCCCAUUGUUUGGAAAGGUGUUUAAAGUAUUAACAUAUGUACAAAAAAUAUGAAAUUAUAAAAAAACAUCACAUUUAAUCAACAGGUAUGGGGGUUAAAAUGAUUAAAGAAAAUAAAUACGCAUUUUCUAAAAACAUAAAUAAAAUAAAAGGAGCACACACCCUAAUAUUAGUGGUGGUUGUUUUUUUGUUUUGUUUCACAAUUAAUCUAGUUUUCUUUCUUUUUUUGGAUGCAAACAAAUGCUAGGAGGGAAAAUGUAAGAAAAUAACUCAAUUAUGUUACUUAGUAUUAGAAUUAAGAACACCAAAGUGUAGACUUUAGGACUCUUUUCUUUAAAUACAUUGUUUUAAUGUAGAUGUAUGUUUUUUUGGGUCAGGUGGGUUUCAGAAGGGACAGUGUUUUAGUAUUCUGAUGUGUUAUUAUGGAACUCUUCAUUUUUAUCCCCAUAAUUAUGCUUAAUUUGAAAGUAUUUUGUGUUUGAAGAGGAUCAUUUUUAAAUGGGGGCUUUAUUUAAUAGAGUAAUGUAUACAUAGAUAUUUAUAAGGCGAAAGGGGAAAGACGCUUUACUUUCAGAGUUUGGGGAAUGGAUGUGUGUGUGAGUGUGAGAGUGAAGGUGUGUUCUCCUGUCCCUAUAGCUCCCUUUUCAGGCUCUUUUGCGGUUUGAGAUCCCCUGUGUAUAUACACACACACUCUCACACAUACGCACGCUCACACAAGGCCCAAACUCCAGGCCCCUGUGCUGUGCCCUUUGGGUCUAUAAACCAGCCUGCUCAUCCAGCUUCAGCCACAAUCUCCUGACCAGCACAACCUGAAGUUGCAGAACAUUACCAUCGGUUUUCAGUGCUGAGUUUGCCAUCUUCCUUUUGGCCUCUAGAGGGCACAUGACACAGUCAAGCCUACUGCUACUAUUCUGACAGAGGCCCCAACCCACAAACUCUGAAAGCUCUGACACCUCUCCCUCAUAUCAUAUCGUUUUCUACUAUGAUUUGAGCAUGUUUGAUCAAAUUUAUUUUUUUGGGGGGGGGGGGUCUAAAAUGGCCUGUACUGUUUUGCACAUACAUUUGAGACUCAAUGCUGUUCUGUUCACUCCCCAGGUGAACGUUUCUGCAACUUCAGGUUAAGCUCACCCACUCCUGGGGUCUCUACCUGUGUUUCUAUAGCGAGUGACCCUGUUAAUCAGCUGUCUAUAUAUUAGCGCCACUCAGUGUGACGAUGAUGUCAACUUUUGCCUAUCUCUUGUUCUGGUCUCCGUCCUGUUCUCGAACAUUGUAUAUUGUCUGUCUUCGCUUGCCGUACCUCUCUUUAAAAUCAUUUGAAAAUUAGAAUGCAGUAAAGUGGGGUGCUGAGUUGGCCCGUGGCUGGCGGUGGCAUGUCAGACCUCUGGCUGGGCAUAGGAUUGGAUGGGACGGGAAGUGGAGGCUGGGUGCUCGGCAGCCACGCUGAAGGCAAUCAAUGGAUUGGUCCCUUUGUCACGGUUUCUGUUGUAACUGUUCUAGAUGUUAGUGUUCUUACUGUUGGUAUUAUUAUGAGUAAUCUGAGUUGUUUCUUUUGAGAUUGGAGCUGUAAAUAUGGAGAGGCAGUUGAGGUCGGGGAUGGGGCUCAAGCUGCUAGCCAAUCACACACCCCACACACAAUGCCACAAUACACAUAUAUGGAAUCAACGCACACACAUACAGUGAACUCCCAAUGCAAAUUAUAUUUGAAUAUAUAUGGACACAGACAAAAAAACAAUCUCACUUUAAAAAACAUAUCUUUGUGAUGAUGGAAACUUGUGUGUGACUUUGUACCGUCAGCGGGGCGAAGCUUGCCGUUUACCCCUUCACUUCUGUGCUAAGCAGCUCCAUAGUACUUGUGUACCAUUGAAUGUGUCGAAGGCCGGGCACUGAAAAAACAACAACCUACCGAUGAGAUAUCAAAAAUUAUAUCAAAACAUGUUGAAUGAAACAUGUUAAAACAAAACUUGUGUGCUGUGUUUUUACCAUGAGUAACGUGGCCCCGCCCACCCUACUGCUUGUGCUGCUGGGUGUUGUGACAUAUCUGCGUUCCCCUUUGCACCAUGAUGCGAUGUAUACAAUACUGAACUAUGUGAUGUUUUUUGGAUCCGAGUAGUUUUCCUGACUGUGCGCUGUGGGCAUUGGCCUCUCUCUCUCCCACCGGGCCUGAUGCUUCCAUUCAUUGUGUGUUCACACAGCCAUGGGAAUGUUCAUGUGAAAGAGUACAACCAUGCAGUGUACUUCAACUCUUAAAAAUAAUUCAAAGGGAAGAAGAGGAGAGAAAUAGUAGUUACUGAGGUAAGGACAGUUAACCUUAGAUUAUACUAUACCUAACUGGCCAGCAGGACAGGGAGAGAGCCUUGAUAUACUUACAAACUAAUACUGAAAAAUAAAUAUUAAAAGACUUUAAUAAAAAUAUAUAUGCAGUUUUACAAGAGGAAGAAAUAUGCAUGUCUACUUUCUGGUAAUAUUUUUUACUGUCUGUGUUUACUUGAUUAAGAAAUGGAAAUCUAUAUAUGUUACUUGCAUCUUCAAGGUCAAUGAAAAUGGCUCCGUCUCAAAUAUUGAAAUUAAGUGAUGUAUCACGUUUUUAAAAACUAAAAAAAAAAGCCUUAGCUUGGUAUGUUUCCCUUUAUUUGUAAAUGUACUGCAUUGUAACCAUAUAGUAAGGGGCUACAUAUGACUAUACUCGGAGUUGUCAUUUGGAUGCUGGAUUUUUUGCAUGACCAUACAAUAAAGAACAUCAUUACUUUAAAACUA